This is a messenger RNA of Aspergillus aculeatus ATCC 16872, 1817 nucleotides long. RefSeq lists its product as uncharacterized. Gene Ontology annotation, biological process: intracellular transport. The transcript has 6 exons. Gene Ontology annotation, cellular component: nuclear pore; cytoplasm. The record is from RefSeq and is a predicted model, not a curated record. Lineage: Eukaryota; Fungi; Ascomycota; Eurotiomycetes; Eurotiales; Aspergillaceae. Gene Ontology annotation, molecular function: GTPase activator activity. Bases 168 to 1619 code for a protein of 483 amino acids.
ACAGAAUCUGCGUUUGUUUACGGUCCGGUUUCUGUCCACCACGUCACCACCCGCCAAUCGUCCUAAUCCAAGUAUCCGACACACACACACAUACACACGCUGAGGCUGUGUCAACUCCCCGCGCGCUUGCUACAAUUUAAACACAAGAUUUUCUACCUCGAUCGAAGAUGGCGCCGGAGCAGCAGCAUGCUGGUGGGGCACAAGUAGAGGAAGUCCCCCAGCCCUCGAUAACCGCUCAGGUCGCGGACGACUCCCAAGCAUCGGAUAACGACGGCGGAGAGCGCCCCGUUCGCAACAAGCUCAAGGAAACAUCCAUCACCUCGGUAUCCAAGGCCGACGACGACGCCGGCCCGCAGGAGGGGGAGACCAGUCGAGCUAGCAGCCGAGGCCGGAAACGGUCUUUCGAUGAGGAUCAACCCGAUAAGAUGGAAGAGGACUCGGGUCAUCGACGGAAGAGAUCGCGCGACUCGAAUACAGAGGAGGGGGAGGAGGAUGAGAGCAAUGUCGCCACCGUCGACGCGCCGUCGCAGUCAACGGAGGACCUCUCACGCAAGAUCCUGAGUCCGAAGAAGAAGCGGAGUCGCGACCAGCUGGAUAAGGACGAGGCCAAGCCGGCGGAAACCACGGAACCCGUCGAUCAGUCCACUACCGAGAAGGAGGUUGCGACGGAAAAGUCGGCUGCAGAGGGAGAACCUGAGAAGAAAAGACACCGGGAUGAUUCACAGGAGCGGGAGAGAGCCUCAAUCCCUAGCGGAUUUGCCAACACUUCGGCCGUGUCACCUUUCGGGGUCUUGGGUGCAAGCAAGCAAGAGUCCUCCGACCCCAGCGAAGUCAAAUCAUCUUCGGCCUUUGCGGCGUCUAGCAUGGCGGCGUUCGCCAAGUCGGAACAAUCGCCUUUCGGCACCUUGGGUAGUUCGACUUCCUCCUCUAUCUUCAAAUCGUCGACGUCUUCAGACUCCAGUAAGCCCGCUGCUACCGGGUUUGCAGCUGCAGCCGGUGGGUCCGGCUUCGCUUCCCUGGGAUCUGGUUUCGCGGGAUUCAGUGGUGGCUUUGGAUCUGCAGCACCUAAGAGUGCGCUUACGAGUUUCGCUUCUCCGGCGGCGCCCAGUGUGCUAGGCAGCUCGAAGCCUAGCGCUUUUGGUCAGCCGGAAGAAGAGGAGAAGGAGGGAGAAGCAGAGGAGGCCGAUGCCGGCCCUGCCGAGUUCGAGCAGGACAAGACGGACGAGCGGUUCUUCGAGAGACCCAUCGAAACCGGCGAGGAGAAUGAAAAGACGUACUUCUCGUGCAAAGCGAAACUGUUCCAAUUCAGCAAUAAGGAGUGGAAGGAGCGCGGCAUUGGCACAUUCAAAGUCAACGUACGGCUGACGGACGGGGUGGAAGAUAAGAAAGCGGCCCGGAUGAUCAUGCGUGCCGACGGCGUGUUGCGGGUGAUGCUGAACACGCCCAUUUUCAAGGGGAUGACGGUCGGCGAUGCAAAGGGCCAGGCGCCCAAGUCGAAGCAGAUCCAUCUUGCCAGUUUGGAGGAGGGCCGAUCGGUUCCGCUCCUGUUGCGGACGGGAAGCGAGGAACUGGCGAACGAGCUGUACAAUGUGGUGAAGGACUUGCAAUCGCAUCAGUGAGAGUCUUUGGGGCCCGCGGUUGAAGUGGGGAUCUCGUCGGCAUUCUGGAGACGGGAGAAUUGGAUUUAUACUACUGGCUGGGUCUAUACAUGCUUUGGGAUGGGGAGGAUUAUUGAUUGCCUCACACACAUGCAUAUCUGGAGGGUAACAGACCCUGUCUGUGUGGGUAGGUAGGAGUUAAAGACUUUGAAUACCGUG